Messenger RNA from Fusarium subglutinans, 945 nucleotides. RefSeq names its product kinase-like (PK-like). The coding region runs from base 1 to 945 and encodes 314 amino acids. Gene Ontology annotation, molecular function: protein kinase activity; ATP binding. The transcript has 2 exons. NCBI's taxonomy places the organism in Eukaryota, Fungi, Ascomycota, Sordariomycetes, Hypocreales, Nectriaceae. Gene Ontology annotation, biological process: protein phosphorylation. The record is from RefSeq and is a predicted model, not a curated record.
AUGAGUCACCAUUAUCUUGAAGAGCUUUGGAGUGGAUUGGGAGACGAAAUCUCUCUCUAUAUCCGCUGGAAUGAUGCCCGCCUGAUCGUUUACCUGAGCCGUUCCCAGACAAGCACGGAUGUCCCUUCAAUCGACAACACUUUCCUCGAUAGGUACAACGAGACUUGUAACAACGACGACAUCGACGAAGCCGAGGCUCUCUCCGAUGAAAUCCUCGAUGCUGUCGUCGAGGCUGGAAGAGACACCUUCGACCGUGUAGCCCCACCACCUGCCCCUGGCCAUAUGCCAGAAGACCUUCUCACUCUACUGUUUCCCAAGGAGUAUUCGUUUUCAUUUCAAGCCUUGAAUGGAAAGGCAGAAGUGCAUUGCAACCUACCAGCUUAUUCUACUAAAGAGAUCCACGUCGUCGAGAGCCUUAUCUUGGCGGAUUAUAUCGCCCUUGUGCAAGUCGAAGGUAAAGAGAUGUGUUCAAAGGCUGGAGAUAGCAAGGGCGAGGAUGCCACACAACGAGAGCUUGACUGCCUCUGGAAGAUUACGAAAUCCCUCCAAGCAGCUGCCAUACAGGUCCCCAAACUCCUUGGUCUGAUCACAACACCCGAAAAUGGCAAGACUAUUGGGUUCUUGGAGGAGUAUAUCCCAGUGGCUGAGACUUGGGAGCUAUCCACACUCGGAAGAAUUGAUGAUGUCUCUGCGAUUGAUGAGAGCCGUCGGAAGAAGUGGUUAUCUCAGAUUCAGGACACUGCUGAUCUCCUACAUAAGAUCGCGAUUACAUGGGGCGAUGGCAAAGCAUCUAAUGUAUUGAUUCAUCGUGAAACAGACGACGCAUGGGUCAUCGACUUCGGGGGCGGAUGGACGGAAGGCUGGGUAGAUGAGGAAUUAAGCGGAACGGUGGAGGGAGACGAGGUGGCUGUCCGAAAAACCAUGGAAUACUUACAGGUUUCGUAG